GUGGAGUUCUACAUCUCCUUCAAGUUUCAGUCGCCUGUGUACGCAGCCUUGGCGUCUAAUACAUUCAAUACAAUAGCCGGGAAGACUAUGAAUGCCUUCUACCAUCGCUGCGAGGAGAAGUACCCACACAACAGACAUCACAAAGACACUCCAUUAGACCAUCAAUAA
Molecule: messenger RNA, 168 nt
Organism: Sphaeroforma arctica JP610
Lineage: Eukaryota; Ichthyosporea; Ichthyophonida
Exons: 1
Source: RefSeq, a predicted model, not a curated record